Messenger RNA from Malaya genurostris, 836 nucleotides. Its product is annotated as E3 ubiquitin-protein ligase Kcmf1-like. The coding region runs from base 116 to 832 and encodes 238 amino acids. NCBI's taxonomy places the organism in Eukaryota, Metazoa, Arthropoda, Insecta, Diptera, Culicidae. The transcript is spliced from 3 exons. The record is from RefSeq and is a predicted model, not a curated record.
UCGGGUGAAAGUACAAUAUUACUUCCAACAUAAAUCCACUACGCUACCUUCGUUUCAUAUGGUGACAGGAUUAUUUUUGAGGCAGUUGCAUUCGGAUUAGGAAUUGCGAAUUACAAUGUCUGGUGUGUCCGCGGGUGAAUGCGACUGUCAACAUCGUUUCCGAUGUUUAUUCUGCUCUGACACGGAAGAGUUCUGUAAUUGUUUCGCAGACAAACAUCACGAGCACCCCCGACAGAUGAUGAUCUCGGACGACCUACUAUUGGCCCAAUUUGGUACUACAACAGAUGAGUCGGAAUAUGAAGAAAUAAAUAUAUUUGACUGUCCGUAUUGUGACCGCCGGAAGUUGAGCAUCUCCAGCCUAAACGAUCAUCUCUCAUUGGAGCACCAGAGCAUUUCUUCCAGUGUUCGCUGUCCAGUAUGCGUUUGUUUUAACGAUAGCUAUUUAUUGCUAGGGAAUACACAUCUUUCUGAACACCUCACCACGAAGCAUAGUGUUACUCUUGAUCAAUAUCAAGAAUCUCUUCUGGUUUACGAUAUCUACUGUGACGACGAAAGAGGUUUACUGAAAUUCAUAGCAGCGACACUUCCUCCUACCGAUUAUACUAUGAAGAAAGAAAACAUAGUGUCGAGUUCUGCUAUUGACCAAGAAUCUGAUGAUAGAACGUCAUUAAGGAAAACAAUUGGCCGCAUAUGUGCAAUCUGCCUGGAUUUAAUUUUUGAAACAUGUGGUCGUGAACUGAUAUGCAAGCACAAAUUUCACUCAGAAUGUAUCAAUCGUUGGAUCAUCAAAAGCCCCACCUGCCCCGUGUGUAGAAUUUCUAUUAUGCGUUAAACAA